This is a messenger RNA of Stegastes partitus (bicolor damselfish), 2023 nucleotides long. RefSeq names its product ectonucleoside triphosphate diphosphohydrolase 2. Gene Ontology annotation, cellular component: plasma membrane. Gene Ontology annotation, molecular function: GDP phosphatase activity; ribonucleoside triphosphate phosphatase activity; UDP phosphatase activity. Lineage: Eukaryota; Metazoa; Chordata; Actinopteri; Pomacentridae. The record is from RefSeq and is a predicted model, not a curated record. The transcript is spliced from 9 exons. Gene Ontology annotation, biological process: nucleoside diphosphate catabolic process. The coding region runs from base 29 to 1537 and encodes 502 amino acids.
AGCGCAGCUUUACGCAGAAUCUGCAGGCAUGGUUCUCCGGUGCGCCCAGACCAUUCCUGCGGUGGUGCUGCUGAUUCUGGCCAUAGUCGGGAUUCUGCUUGUGGUCCUUCCGACUGAAGAGAUGAAACAGCAUCCUCAAAACAUGUAUGGAAUCGUUUUGGAUGCAGGCUCAUCCCACACCUCCAUGUACAUUUACAAAUGGCCGGCUGACAAGCAAAAUGGCACAGGUAUCGUUACUCAGCAUGAUGAGUGUCACGCAAAAGGUGGAGGUAUAUCCAGCUAUGCAGGAAUUCGUGGUGGAGCAGCAAAGAGUCUGGAGGCCUGCCUCGAACAAGCUGUGAAGGUCAUCCCCAAAUCCAGGCACCACCAAACUCCACUCUGCUUGGGAGCCACUGCAGGCAUGAGGCUCCUGAACAUAGUCAAUGCCACAGAGUCCCAGCAGAUACUGAAGGAAGUCGAGAAAAAACUGAGAUCCUACCCUUUCAAGUUCAAGGAGGCAAUCAUCCUGAGCGGGCAGGCGGAGGGGGCAUAUGGAUGGGUUACAGUCAACUACUUACUUGAACACUUUGUCAAGUAUGGUUUUGUGGGCCAAUGGCUGAAUCCAGGCAGAGAGACAGUUGGAGCUUUGGAUUUGGGUGGAGCUUCCACUCAGAUUACUUUUGAGACCUCUGAAAAGGUGGAGAAUGAGAGUAAUAUGAUGGAGCUGAAGCUUUAUGGCCAAAUCUACAGACUAUACACGCAGAGCUUCCUGUGCUACGGUCAAGACCAAUUUCUGAGGAAACUGCUGGCUCAUCUUAUCGAGACUCAAGGUGUGAAGCCUCAGGUGUUCCACCCCUGCUAUCCACGACAGUUCAACACAUCUAUUAAGCUGGGACAGGAUGUCUUUGAUUCUGUGUGUACUAAGAACUACAGACCAGCCCAGUUUGACCCUCAUAUGACUGUAACUGUGGUGGGCACAGGAGAUUACAGAAGCUGCCUGGACAGUGUAAGGAAGAUGUUCUCGUUUGGUAGCUGCCCUUACUCCAAGUGCUCCUUUGAUGGAGUCUUCCAGCCCAGCCUGAGAGGAAGCUUCAUGGCUUUCUCUGCUUUCUACUUCACUCACAGUUAUAUAACCCGUCUGACCAACAUCCCAAUCACGUCUCCUAAUCAAACGGAGGAGGCAAUCCAGCUCAUCUGCAACAUGACAAUGUCUGAGAUGAUGGAAAAGACAAAGCAAUCAGAGAAAUACGUGAAAAAUGUCUGUGCCGUAUCCAGUUUUGUCCAGGUCCUCUUAACACAGGGCUACCAUUUCGAUGAAGCUUCCCUUCCUUCCAUCUCUUUUCAGAAAAAGGCAGGAGGAGCAUCUGUGGGCUGGGCUUUGGGAUACAUGCUGAAUCUGAGCAAUUUAGUACCAGCAGAGAGCCUUGGACUGAUGAAGGCUCUGCCUUCAGGGCCCUGGGCUGGCAUCCUCUUCCUCUUCGUCGCCCUCUUAUUCAUCGCUCUGGGAUACCUACUGAUGAUUUACAGAAACACAAAAGCGAGAGAAGACAUGGUGUAAGAGCAAGGGUGACACACCUCCUAGGCCGGCACAUAUUCUCUAAAUAUACCAAUCUUAAACUUUUAAGAAAUUGCAAGACCAUUUUAAGAUUUUUUUUGGUUCCAGUUUAUGUGACUGUGUAUAUGUGAAAUCAACAUAGCACAACAUGCCCUGUGCAGUUUUCUUUGCAAAUUAUCAACCUUUUAAAUUGUUUACUGAAAUGAAAGGACAAGCCAUAGUUUUGUGUAAAUGUUCCAGAUUCAUUAUGUAAGACUACACCCACUUGCAGUGGCAUUAUUUCCUAUGUUUUCUUCUUGCUGUGACAGAAACAGCCCACGUGUGUUUUAGAAGACACUCGAGGCAAUGUUAGCAGUCACAAUUUCCUAUAACUUAAGACAGAACUAUUUACAUUCCAAUGAGUCCUCAACUGUGCUCAUAGCAUCUGUGGAGUUUGUUUUUUUCCCAGCAAAAUAAUCACCUGAAUAAAUCUGUGACCUUUAAGUCUCA